Messenger RNA from Nematolebias whitei (Rio pearlfish), 1413 nucleotides. Its product is annotated as olfactomedin-4-like. The record is from RefSeq and is a predicted model, not a curated record. Lineage: Eukaryota; Metazoa; Chordata; Actinopteri; Cyprinodontiformes; Rivulidae. Bases 1 to 1413 code for a protein of 470 amino acids. The transcript is spliced from 7 exons. Gene Ontology annotation, biological process: signal transduction.
AUGAAGCUGUAUGUGAUCGUUUCUCUGUGGGCUCUGGUCACCAUCACACACCAGAUCAAAACACAAGAUAACUGUGUGUGUGAGUUCAUCAGCUCAGAGAAACCCUUUCCUUAUGACAAACUCAAGAUGAUGCAGGACAGUGCAUCCAACUGCAACAACCUUAUGAGCCCUCAGAAGGCCUUCGGGUUGGAAAGUCUGCUGCUGGGUUUGAACCGACGUCUGCCUCAGCUGGAGGAUGAUGUAGAGAUGCUGGAAAAGGAGGACGAUGGAGAACUGUAUGGAGUUCUCAGUUUGUACGUGAUAGAGAACGAGCUCACUGAGAUCCAGGCGAUGAUCGAUAAACUCAACAGCUCAACCUCUGAGCACAAACGCCUCGGUGACGACACCGCUCAGAAGUUGGAGGAUGUAAAAGAAAAAAUGGAGGAACUGGAAACUUUUGACGCCAUGCAGGUGAUGAAGAAACAACAAGCCAACCAGCGCCUAAAGAGAGACCUGGACCAGUGCAGGAAUGGUGGACUUCAUCCUAGACCCCAACCCACUAAGCAUACAGAGGGAACCUGCCCCCAUGGUCGGUUUCUGAACGUCACUGGGCCAAGAGUCUUCACAACAGGAGAGUAUCCUGGCUCGUACAAGUAUGGAGCCUGGGGUCGGGAUCCCAAGCCAGAGGAGGGGAAGGAGAGCUGGCAUUGGCUGGUCAUGUUGACGUCCAGCAACAUCUAUGCCCACUACGUCCGUUUCUACUCCACCCUGAGCUCUAUAAUUGUUGGAGUGAGCACCCCAGGUAAUGUUCUGAUCCAUCCAUCUAAUCCAACCACCAACACAAUUCAGGGCCCAAACGUGGUUCUGUAUGGAGGGGCCCUGUACUACAACUGUUACAACAAAGAUGCUGUUUGUCGUUUCAACCUCACCACAAAGAGUAUUACCACUUUACAGCUACCCAAAGGAACCAGGUAUAAUUCCAAAGCUAAUUUCUGCCACCUUGACGAAUGCUACGUGUUCACUGACCUGGAUCUAAUCACAGAUGAGUCUGGUGUCUGGGUGGUGUACACCACCAAUCAGGACUUUGGAAACCUGGUUCUAUCCAAGGUGGAGGAGGAGGAGAACCAGCUGCUGAGUCUUGGUCAGACUUGGCGCACUUCAUUUCCCAAAAGCAGUGUCACCAACACCUUCAUGGUCUGCGGUGUCCUCUAUGCAACGCGCUACGUCGACAAAAACUUGGAAGAGAUCUUUUAUUCGUUUGACACCACAACAGGGAAGGAGAACUUAAAUGUUGGUAUUUUCAUAGAUAAGAUGUCUCCUAACAUUCUCUCCUUAAACUACAGCCCGUUGGACCAGAUGCUGUAUGCCUACUGUGACUCCAAAUUGGUCUCCUAUGAGGUUUUGUUUGAGAAGAGAAGCAACUUUUAUCUGUAA